Messenger RNA from Pipistrellus nathusii (Nathusius's pipistrelle), 1125 nucleotides. The record is from the annotation of a GenBank genome assembly. Lineage: Eukaryota; Metazoa; Chordata; Mammalia; Chiroptera; Vespertilionidae.
AUGAGCACUGCUGGAAAAGUUAUUAAAUGCAAAGCAGCCGUGUUAUGGGGACCAAAUAAGCCUUUUUCCAUUGAGGAAAUAGAAGUUGCCCCGCCAAAGGCUAAAGAAGUUCGUAUUAAGAUUUUGGCCACAGGAAUCUGUCGCACAGAUGACCAUGUGAUUAAAGGACUGAUGGUGUCCAAGUUUCCAGUGAUCGUGGGACAUGAAGCAGCUGGGAUUGUGGAGAGCAUUGGAGAAGGAGUCACUUCAGUGAAACCAGGUGACAAAGUCAUUCCCCUCUUUCUGGCUCAGUGUAGAGAAUGCGAUAUUUGCCUCAACCCAGAAGGAAACCUUUGUGUUAAGAGCGACAUUACCGGCCGUGGAGUACUAGAUGAUGGCACUACCAGAUUUUCAUGCAAGGGCAAACCAGUCUACCACUUCUUUAACACCAGUACAUUUACUGAGUACACAGUGGUAAAUGAAUUCUCCGUGGCUAAGAUUGAUGAUGCAGCUCCUCCUGAGAAAGUCUGUUUAAUUGGAUGUGGGUUUUCCACUGGCUAUGGAGCUGCUAUUAAAAUUGCCAAGGUCACCUCUGGUUCCACUUGUGCUGUCUUUGGCCUGGGAGGAGUUGGUCUUUCAGUCAUCAUGGGCUGUAAGUCUGCUGGUGCAUCCAGGAUCAUUGGAAUUGACCUCAACAAAGACAAAUUUGCAAAGGCAAAGGCUGUAGGAGCCACCGACUGCAUCAGCCCCAAGGACUCUACCAAGCCCAUCUGUGAGGUGCUGUCAGAAAUGACAGGCAAUACUGUGGGUUACAGUUUUGAAGUCAUUGGGCGUCUUGACACAAUGGUUGAUGCCCUCGCAUCCUGCCACAUGAACUACGGGACCAGCGUGGUGGUAGGUGCUCCUCCAUCAGCCAAGAUGCUCACCUACGACCCUAUGCUGCUCUUCACUGGACGCACGUGGAAGGGAUGCGUUUUUGGAGGUUGGAAAAGCAGAGAUGAUGUUCCAAAAAUAGUGAAUGAUUUUCUGGCAAAAAAAUUUGACCUGGACCAGUUGAUAACCCAUAUUUUACCUUUUAAAAAUAUCCAAGAAGGAUUCGAACUGCUCUACUCAGGGAAAAGCAUCCGAACUAUCCUGACAUUCUAA